This is a messenger RNA of Penicillium vulpinum, 1179 nucleotides long. RefSeq lists its product as uncharacterized. NCBI's taxonomy places the organism in Eukaryota, Fungi, Ascomycota, Eurotiomycetes, Eurotiales, Aspergillaceae. The record is from RefSeq and is a predicted model, not a curated record. The coding region runs from base 1 to 1179 and encodes 392 amino acids. The transcript has 3 exons.
AUGUCUCAUUUAGGAGGCCAUUUCGCGACGGAAUUUGCCCACGAAACAUGGUCUCUGUAUUCUGUUGGCGUACUGAGUGCCGUCCUGCGAUGCGUUGCUCGUAUUCGACGUUUAGGCAUUCGCAAUCUGCAGUCCGAUGACUAUCUUAUGCUAUUCGCAGUAGUCUGGUAUACGGUACUAUGUGUCGCUUUAAAUCAAGUCGCUUCUGGUGGCGGGUCAAAUCUCAUGACUGAAGAGGACAAGCUAUCGUUGACGAAGGAAAGUAUCGAAGAACGAGUACGCGGUAGCAAAUGGGUCUUUGUGUCGGAACAUUCCUUUAUUCUUUGCGUCUGGAGUUUGAAAGCAUGCAUGCUGGUGAUCUAUGCUCGUAUCACUGAAGGAUUGAAGCAGAAACGCUGGAUCAACUAUCUCGCAAUAUACGUUGCAUUAGGAUUUGUCGUAACCGAGCUGUCGCUCUUUCUGCUGUGUCGCCCAUUAUCAGACUACUGGGCCGUCCUCCCAACGCCAGACUACCAAUGCUCCUCCUACCAAUACUACGAAAUUGUACAAGGCUGCAUCUCAAUCUCCGCCGACAUAUUCAUGCUCCUCAUCGCCAUUCCGAUGCUAGUCCAAGUCCGCGUCCCGCUCAAGCAAAAAAUGAUCCUAAUGGUCCUCUUCGGCAUGGGAGCAUUCGUCAUCGUCGCCGCCAUCCUAAACAAAGUGUACUGCCUCGUCCCAUCUCUGAUCUCCUACGUCUACAUGAACUGGUAUUUCCGCGAAGCCACUGUCGCCAUCCUAGUCACCAACCUACCACUGAUCUGGUCACUUCUCCGCGACGUCUUCCCGGCGCUCAAAAGCUGGACUGGAGGCUCGAAGCGCGGCACCGACCGCUACAAAUCCGGACCGUGGACUAGCAAGGGUGGCUCUAAUAUACUUCCCUAUGGCCCGUCCAGUCAUAUCCGAUCAGGAGAUUUCGCCAUGCAGGAAUUUGAGGGCACCACGACGAUUACCCCGCAAAAGGCGACUGCUUCUGAUAUCAGUAUCUCACCCAGCGAGGAGCGCGAUGCGAGCAGUGACGAUGGUUCAGCUCGUGCUUUACGCAUUCGUCAGGAUAUUACCGUUACGGUGCAAAGUGACUCGCGGCCAUCAGGCUAUGAGAUGAAUACUUCGCGUGUUACCCACGCCCGCGAAGAUGUCUAA